AUGAAGCUCCUGUCCCUACUCCUCACCGUGGCUUUGGGCGUGGUGACUGCCGUUUCGGCAGGCCCCGCAGUGCUCGAGUGCUGGUUUGUAGAGGAUUUGGGUCGUGGGAGCCUGGUCAAAAAGCCCGCUGCACUGCUGCUGCGCGAGGGCCCAGGAGGACCACCUUCCCGGCCAGACCUCGACCCUAAGCUCUACCUCAAUGUGCACGACCCCACGGGAGCACUCCAGGCUGCCUUCAGGCGGUACCCCCGAGGAGCACCCAUGCCACAUUGCGAGAUGAGCCGCUAUGUCCCGCUCCGUGCCUCCGCGAAUUGGGCCAGGGGCCUAACUCCGGACCACAGCUGUCCACGGGCCCUGGAUGGGAACUGGUACAUGGUCAGCAUGUCUAGCCCGGUCCUCAGCCUCUCUGUCCUCCUGCAGGCACAGCCAGAGUCACAGCAGGAGCCUGUGCUUAUCACCAUGGCAACAGUGGUGCUGACUGUCCUCACCCAGACCCCUGCUCCUCGAAUUCGACUGGGCCAUGAUGCUCUGCUGGACUUGAGCUUUGCCUACAUGCCCCCUAACCCUGAGACUGCUAAAUCUCUGGCCCUGGGUCCCCCUCCCUUUGGGCUGGAGUGGCGACGCCAGCACCAGGGUAAGGGACACCUGAUACUGGCUGCAACCCCUGGGCUGACAGGACAAAUGCCAGAAGCCAAAGAGGGAGCAGUGACAUUUGCUGCAUGGGAUGAUGAUGAGCAGUGGGGCCCAUGGACUGGGAAUGGGACCCUCCAGCUACCUGCAGUGCAACCCUUCCAAGAGGGCACCUAUCUGGCCACCAUCCACCUGCCAUACCUGCAAGGACAGGUCACUCUGGAGCUCUCUCUGUACAAGCCUCCUAAAGUGUCCCUGACACCAGCACCCCUAGUAUGGGCUGCCCCAGGGGAAGCACCCCCAGAACUGCUCUGUCUUGUGUCCCAUUUCUACCCCUCGGAUAGCCUGGAGGUGGAAUGGGAGCUUCGAGGUGGCCUGGAAGGUGGUUUUCGGAAGGCUGAAGGGCAAAGGUGGCUCUCCAGCCUGCGCCACCAUUCUGAUGGCUCUGUCAGUCUCUCUGGGCACCUACGGCCUCCUCCUGUCUCUGCUGAGCAGCAUGGGAUGCGUUAUGUCUGUCGCAUUCGCCACCCUAGCCUGCCUCCCUCAGGGCGCAGCGCCCAGGUGACCCUGGAAGUGGCAGGCCUCUCUGGGCCCUCCCUAGAGGACAGCGUGGGGCUCUUCCUCUCAGCCUUUCUCCUCCUUGGCCUCAUCAAGACUGUGAGCUGGGUUGCUGCCUACCUGUCCACCACUUCAAAGGAUUCAAAAGAAAAGGUACAAUGUCCCACCUCCUUUUAUCUUUCCCUUCUUUUAUUAUGCCUUAUCCUCCUCACCCAUGGAGGACGCCUGCUAGUAUGA
Messenger RNA from Elephantulus edwardii (Cape elephant shrew), 1425 nucleotides. RefSeq names its product TAP binding protein (tapasin) (gene TAPBP). Lineage: Eukaryota; Metazoa; Chordata; Mammalia; Macroscelidea; Macroscelididae. The record is from RefSeq and is a predicted model, not a curated record. Gene Ontology annotation, cellular component: membrane. Gene Ontology annotation, biological process: antigen processing and presentation of endogenous peptide antigen via MHC class I.